ACACAUAGCUGGCGCUCCAUAGACACACAAGAAAUUCACAUCGUUAACGUUCAUAAAAUAAAAAGUGGACACGGACUUGAUUGAUUUUCAUUUUUGAUGGUUAAAUGCAUUUGUUAACUUUAAAAUGAGCAACCCACGAUACGGGGGUAGGUCCGACAUCAGUGCUAAAGUAAAACUUGGACUGUCAAAUGGUUCCCUGGAUAGUAGAGCCAGCAAAGAACAUGGCGGAGGACUGAAUAAGAAGUCGAGCAGAGUGAAGAAGUCUGUGUACCUAUGGACGCCCACCGAUGUCCGAUCCUGGCUACAGAAAAAGCACAGAGAUUAUUUCGAACGGUACUACUCUCUCUUUCUAGAGCACGAUAUAUCAGGUCGAGCUUUGGUAAGACUGAAUGAAUUGAAGCUGGAAAGGAUGGGAAUAGAAAAUAAAGAACAUCGAAUCGACCUUCACGAGCAAAUCCUCAAACUUCGCAUCAAGCACGAACAGAAUGAACUGCGGCUGUUGCGGAAAACUGAUGUCGUGGUCAACAAAGAAUGAGCAGGACAAGAUGGAAAUUUCUGAGAGGAAAUGUGUUAUAUUCUUUCCCCACUUUGUAACAUCAAUGAUGGCUAAGUAAGGUCAGAACAAACGUGAGACUUCUACAGAAGACUGUUGAGGUGGUUUGCAAGGAAUGAAGAAGAAGAAAUUUCUGAGAGAAAAUCUCUUUUCUUUAUUGUUAUUAAAGACCUAUUCUCAACUGUCAAAGGACUUCUACCCCAAAGUGUUUGUUGUGGAAUAACGAGGAAUGAGGAAGGAAGAUGCAAAUAUUUGAAUGAAAAUCGAUGCAUGAUCGAAGCAUGAGGAAAUCAUUUUGCCCUGCACCUUUCUUCCUUGGACUUUGGUGAUACUGUGCUCAAACACCACUCAAACGAACGUCUUUGUGGAAUCGUUGCGGUAAUCAAGGAAUGGGCAAGACACAAUUUUUCUGCAGACGUUUUGCUACAAACUCAAGAGGUCGUAUCAAUAUGUGGAAAAAUAUAUAAGUGGGACUGAGCCUGAGCAUGAAAUAAUCUUUUAAACCACUCGACUUGCAAAUAGGCUGGUAUACUGUGAAUGUCUCGUACCUUAUUGCAGAAGAGCCAAGGUUCGAAAUAGACUCUUGCCAUUUUUUUUCCUUGAUAUUUGGUGACAUUUGGUGCUUAUUCCAUCAAUGAACAAGUCACAUUAGUAUCAAACAAUGUUUAUUUGAAAUAGAUAAUAAAUAAUAAAUAUCCACAGUCAGUUUUAAGUACAAGCGGGUGAUAACGCUUUUCUUGUGCAAGCAUUGAUCCUAAAAAUUGCGAGUAGACCUCAAACUUGUGACAGGAAAGUUAAUUAGCAUCCCUUCUUUCUCACUUUGAAGAAACUUCUCAACAUUAACAAGCAAAGUACUGUAUAGAAUGUACAUGUAAAGCUUUUUAAGAAAACUGCUAUUAAGAAUGUAGAGUGACCAGGACUGAAUAGCUUUAGAUGUUACGAGGAAAUACAGUAGUCAGCAAACUUUUAAGAGAGUCUGUUUGUGCGUAAAAGAAAUAUAUUUAUUGAUCAGGGGAUCGCUCAAUAUGAGAUCCAGUGCAAUGUCUGAUCCAAGGGGGGGGGGGGACAUUUUCCUUUUGAAAGUCGCAGCAAUUUUUCUUAAUGGGAAUACUUCGUAGAUAACACAAUUACAAACAUUUUUUUUGGGGGGGGGGGCUUGUCAAAUCUUACGCAGGGCAAAUUUGCCUCCAUGUUUUAUGACAACUUUUUUUUUUUUUGUUAAUUGUCAAAUUUAUGUGGGGCAAAUUGGCCUUCAUUUUUUAGUGACCCUUUUUUUGCUUGUCAAAUUUACCUUUGGAUAAUGUGCCCCCCCACCAUUUGGAAAAUCCUGGAUCCGUCUCUGGUCGUGUGAAUUACUCUACGUUUGUACUCGCAUGAAAAGUGUUUUGGACUAUCUGAGAAUUUAGCCAGUAGCCACACAGGGGCGCACAGGAACCUGCAAUCAGUGUUAGGUCGAUUAUUAGUCAAUCAACAUUUUAUCAUUAAUUAUGAUUUACAAUUGAUUAAUGUAGGUGCUUCUUGAAACAGGAAAUUCCAAUUUUCACUGUGUCAAACUCAAUUUUGUUGUGAAUGUUAACAAGCUUGUAAAAUCAAUUAAUCACCCAAAAUCAAUCAAUGUCUUACAACUAAUUAUGAUUUGCAAUUUGUUACCGUACAUGUAGUAGGUGCCUCUUGAAAUGGGAAAUUCCAUUUGCUCUGUGACAGACAAAGUUAAUCUGUCUCUAAUCUAAUGAAUUGUUUACAAGGUUGUACCAUGGGGAUCUGUGUAACAUGUAUCUAUGUGCUUGUAUUGCAUUGAAUGGCAUAUUUUACUAUCUGAGAAGUUUAAUAAGCAAUGCAGAAAAAUAGAUGUAAGAAAAUGCAAUAAUAAAAGGAGGGAGAAGGGUAGGAAGAUGAGAAGUUUUGAGAUGAUAAAAUAUUAUACAGGAAUGGAGAUUUUUUUAAAAAGACUGGUGUCUGAUUGCCCCGGGGGGGGGGGGCACUUGACCAAAAAAGUAGGGUAUGUGCCGCGGGCGAGACAAAAAACGGGGGCCUUGGAGCGGGCUUAUUGUAAAAAGGAGGGUCUUCGGAACGGGCUUCGGAACGACAAAUGUUUGUGAAAACCGGGGUCCUUGGAACGGGUCGCCUGCGUGUGAUUGCGUAUUCAUCCCUAUGGAACGGGCAUACGUGCAUGCAGCUAUAGCCCGGCGGCACGGGCGCCUGGUGCGCUAGCGCAGAUGCGAUGGUCGGACAGCGCUCUGCGGCCGCUUUUCACCAAAACUGCGGCUCAUUGUAACAGAUCAAUUCGGCCGGAACGGCGUAACAGAAAAUAUGCGAAGCUUUGGAGCAGAUUUCUUUCUUCUUUUUUUCUCGAUAAGAAGAAAAUGCUAUGCUUUGGAGCGGCUUUCUUUGUUCUUUUUCUCAAUAAGACAAAAAUGCUAUGCCUUGGAACGGAAAUUUGAGUGUAAAAAUGGGGGUCCCCUCCGCGGCACAUACCCACUAUGCAUUAUAUACUGAGUGCCCCCCCCCCGGGCUGAUUGCCUUUGUGCAUUAUGUUUGUGCUCAUUUCAGUGAUUUUUCUAGUGAUAGCAUUAGCAUUUGCAUAUAGGCUUAAAUGUUGUUUUUAUAAGCCAACUCCCUUAGAAGUACAUGUACAUGUAGAAUUUGAUAUGAUUCGGGUUAAAUCUUUGUAAAUAGACAAAAUGUGUUAUUGUAUACUCUGAAUAAAAAUGAAGAUGAAAGUGA
This is a messenger RNA of Lytechinus pictus (painted urchin), 3277 nucleotides long. Its product is annotated as protein aveugle-like. The coding region runs from base 125 to 535 and encodes 136 amino acids. Gene Ontology annotation, cellular component: cytoplasmic side of plasma membrane. The record is from RefSeq and is a predicted model, not a curated record. Gene Ontology annotation, biological process: cell surface receptor protein tyrosine kinase signaling pathway. Gene Ontology annotation, molecular function: protein binding. Lineage: Eukaryota; Metazoa; Echinodermata; Echinoidea; Temnopleuroida; Toxopneustidae. The transcript has 4 exons.